UGGCCUAGGGAGAAGGCCACUGUGUUUGACAGGCCAAGCCUGGUGAGCCUUUAAGCAGAGCGAGCAAAUGUACCCACACUGGCAGGAAAGGGCACAAACGUCAGUGAAAGCUAAUGAAGAAUGACCCUACAGUUCGCCUGUACUGGAGCCAAGGACUUCUACUGCCAGGCUCUUGCAUUUUCUUUACAGUUCCAGGCACUCUAGCACUGAUUUUUCCACCUGGUCUUAAGGGCAGUUUGGGGCUUCUGUCUUUGGUAUCAACAAAGCAGAAUGGAGACUCAAAACUGGAGCACUCAACCUGCAGAAACAGAAGAAAGUGCAGACAGUCAGAGCCCUUCUCAUUUGAUACUCAGCACUACUAUGUUCUCUUCAUUACCGGAUGUCAAGUCUCAAUAUCAGAACAGCUACAGUGAAGUACUCUCCUAUUAAGCCGAGGGACCAUCCCAAAAUCAACAAAAUAACAACGGGCCUUACACAAACAGGAAAUCUAGGUCUCAUACAGUGAAAAGCAAACAACCUGUCCUUCUGCCCUUUCCUGAAAUCUGAAUGUGAUGGCUGUGCUGCUCAUUCCCACACAGCUGUUGGCAGUGGCUGUUGCCAUUUCCCUGCAGCUGGUGAGGUCCACUCAGGGUGGUGUCUACUAUGGAAUCAAGCAGCUGCCACCCCAGGUGCCCCAGUACCAAGCCCUCGGACAACAAGUACCUCACAUGCCGCUGGGCAAGGAAGGCAUCCCGAUGCAGCACAUGGGCAAGGAGAUGCCGCACAUGCAGUAUGGCAAGGAGUAUCCCCAUUUGCCUCAGUACAUGAAGGAGGUUCCACAGGUGCCAAUGCUUGGCAAGGACAGGGCUCCCAAGAAAGAAAAAGAAAUACCCAUGCGCAGCUUGAGGGGCGAGCAAGGUCCCCCUGGUGAGCCUGGACCAAGAGGACCACCAGGACCACCAGGAUUACCAGGUCAUGGUGUGCCAGGAGCAAAAGGAAAACCGGGUCCACAAGGAUAUCCAGGAAUUGGAAAGCCGGGUUUGCCAGGCAUGCCUGGAAAACCGGGGGUGAUGGGGCCUCCUGGGCCGAGAGGGGAGAUGGGGCCGAAGGGAGAGGUUGGGCCCAUGGGGAUACCAGGGCCACAGGGACCACCAGGACCUCAUGGACUCCCAGGAAUAGGGAAAGCGGGUGCUCCGGGGCUGCAGGGACAGCCAGGACCAAAGGGUGAACCUGGGAUGAAAGGGCCCCCAGGGGUCCCUGGGAUCCCUGGUCCAAAAGGGGAGAAGGGUGUUGGUAUCCCAGGUUUGCCAGGGCUGAAGGGCCCACCUGGGCUGCCCGGCCCUCCCGGCCCUGUGGGUUUGCCAGGGGUGGGGAAGCCAGGUAUGGUGGGGUUCCCUGGCCCGCAAGGCCCUGUGGGCAAGCCUGGUCCCCCAGGUGAGCUGGGGCUGCAAGGGCCCCCGGGUGUCCCUGGGUUGCAAGGACCUCCUGGCCUGCCUGGUGUUGGCAAACCCGGCCAAGACGGCAUCCCUGGUCAGCCAGGCUUCCCAGGUGGCAAAGGGGAGCAAGGCUUGCCAGGCUUGCCAGGCCCUCCUGGUCUCCCUGGGGUUGGUAAGCCAGGCUUCCCUGGCCCAAAAGGUGAGCGUGGGGUAGGUGGCCUUCCUGGUCCCCUGGGGCCCAAGGGGGAGAAAGGCCAUGCAGGGCCGCCUGGCAUGGGGGGGCCGCCAGGGGAGCCAGGACAACCAGGCCUGCCAGGCAUCAUGGGCCCCCCAGGUGCCGUUGGCUUCCCAGGGCCCAAAGGAGAAGGUGGCGCUGUGGGGCCACCAGGACCGGUGGGCCCCAAAGGCGAACCAGGCCUGCAGGGGUUCCCAGGGAAGCCAGGCUUUCCUGGGGAAGUGGGAGCCCCCGGGCUGAGGGGGCUGCCAGGCCCCACUGGGCCCAAGGGAGAAGCAGGGCACAAGGGCUUGCCAGGGCUGCCGGGUGUCCCGGGGCUUGUGGGGCCAAAGGGUGAGCCAGGGUUGCCUGGCGCCCAGGGCCUUCAGGGCCCCUCAGGCAUCCCAGGCAUCGCAGGGCCCAGUGGUCCUAUUGGCCCCCCAGGGCUGCCAGGGGCCAAGGGGGAGCCUGGCCAACCCGGUCCUCCUGGUUUCCCUGGCGUGGGAAAACCUGGGGCUGCAGGGCUGCAGGGCCCUCCAGGGAAGCCUGGAGCACUCGGUCCCCCUGGCCAGCCAGGCCUCCAGGGGCCUCCCGGUCCUCCUGGGCCACCUGGACCCCCAGUAAUCAUCCCCCCGACUCCGCCGGCCGCGGGACAGUACCUGCCCGAGGUGGGGCCAGGAAUAGAUGGCCUCAAGCCCCCCUACGGCUAUGCAGGCAAGAAGGGCAAGGCCGGCGGCGCUGUCUACGAGAUGCCCGCGUUCACAGCGGAGCUCCUCACCCCCUUCCCCCGGGUCGGUGUGCCUGUGAAGUUCGACAAGCUCCUCUACAACGGCCGGCAGAACUACAACCCCGCAACAGGGAUCUUCACCUGCGAGAUCCCCGGGAUCUACUACUUUGCCUACCAUGUUCACUGUAAAGGUGCUAGCGUCUGGGUGGCUUUGUUCAAGAACAACGAGCCACUGAUGUACACCUACGAUGAGUACAAGAAGGGCUUCCUGGACCAAGCUUCUGGGAGUGCUGUCGUUCAGCUGAUGCCUGGAGACAAGGUUUACGUUCAAAUGCCAUCCGAGCAGGCAGCAGGACUCUAUGCCGGGCAAUACGUUCACUCAUCUUUUUCAGGAUAUUUAUUGUAUCCCAUGUAAAACAAAAACCAGGCACACACACAAAUCUAAACCUUUCUUCUCCGCUUCAAAAUCUUAUACCACAAAAGAUGCAUUUAAUGACCGUUUUGGACCAUCUUGUUAAAAAAAAAAAUACAAAGUUUAACAUGCACAGCUAGAUAUUAAAAAAAAAAAAACGUGUGGUGAAUAUA
Molecule: messenger RNA, 2941 nt
Organism: Numida meleagris (helmeted guineafowl)
Lineage: Eukaryota; Metazoa; Chordata; Aves; Galliformes; Numididae
Gene: COL8A1
Product: collagen type VIII alpha 1 chain
Exons: 5
Coding region: 552-2771 (739 amino acids)
Molecular function (GO): protein binding
Source: RefSeq, a predicted model, not a curated record